Molecule: messenger RNA, 10961 nt
Organism: Strigops habroptila (Kakapo)
Lineage: Eukaryota; Metazoa; Chordata; Aves; Psittaciformes; Psittacidae
Gene: ANKRD17
Product: ankyrin repeat domain 17
Exons: 34
Coding region: 2702-10096 (2464 amino acids)
Biological process (GO): innate immune response
Cellular component (GO): cytoplasm
Molecular function (GO): protein binding; RNA binding
Source: RefSeq, a predicted model, not a curated record
GUGUGAUGUCAGCCUUCAUGAGAAGACCUGCAGAGAGCUAAAAAUGCAAAUGGACAUUAAACUACCAUGAGCAGCAGAAGAAUGCUUCACUGUUCUCUGACAGAAUGACACGUGCUGUGGGUACCAGUGGUCAGGAAGGCAGUUUUACAUCUGGAAGCUUCCCUGAUGGUUUUCAUAGUAAGUGAAGGCUUUCCCGGUCUGGGUGGUUUGGGAUUAAAUACUAAGCAGGGGUAGGUAAACGAUAAAGAAAGUAAUAAUACUGACUUCAGUAAGGUCGAGAUAGUGUACAUUUUGUCACAUACCUGCUUAGUUUAUAACAAUUCCUUUUCCUGAUACUCGGGUCGCUUGCAAAGCACUGUUGUAAUCUUUCUCCCCCUGACUCCAGGAUGAGAUAAUACAGCUUGUAGGAUAGGCACAGCUGAAAUCACUGUUUUUGGGAAUGUGAACAGGAGGAUGGCCUGAGGAUCUAACUUGAAAGUAGUUCCCAGCAGCUCCUGGGGAGUAAAUGUAUUUUGAGUGUUCUCAGGGAAAGGAAGUUUUGCUUGUCUGAACGCAACCUGAUGUUUAGUUUUGGCUUUUUAGAAGAUUUAAUUUAAAAAAAAAAAAAAAAAAGUUUCUACUGUGGGAUUUUUAUUCGUUUGGGAUUAAAAUUUUCUUUAGUUCAGAUUUAGUUGAGAUGAGCAUAGCUUGUGUGGCUUUCAGCAGUUGGAUUGUGGUCUUCUGACCAUGGGCAGUCUGGAAGGCACUUAAACUGAAAAAACACAAAGAAAUUCAAGUUUAUGGUUUAGCUGUAAAUAGAAACUAUUGUGGAAACACUGCAUAAGAUGGUGUUCCCUACAAACCCUUCAGUUCAUUAUCUCUGUAAACUUAAGACAGUUUGCCUUAAGUUUUUUGCCCUUCCCAUGCUUAAUACGUUAAGAAUUCUCUAGUCUCUGGAGCGUAGUACUUCUAGAUUUGACUACUAAUGAGACAGCUUCUAAAAAUCAGAAGGACGGUAGCAACAAGUCCAAGGAGUUAUAAUGGGAAAGCUGGCAGGUACUAAAUGACAAAACCCCCAUGAGUGGAAAGACAUUGUUUGACUCACCUAACAUAGCUGAGCUGAUGGAAUGGAAUAAAAAGUUGUAAUCAGACGUUUUCAUCUUAGUUAGAUAUCAGUGUGGAAGCAUAGGCACUGGGUGAAGUUAGGUUGAAAUUUCAUACCAACAGCUUAAUGAGCUUCUAUGACUGUUCAUGGCAACCUCCAAUGUUGCUUUUGGGAAUUGCAGCAAAUCGCUGCUUGCCAAAACCCCCAAGAUUCUAGGUAGUGUGGUCUGGUAUUGUCUGUAAAUGGGAAAUUGCCUUUUCCCUAACCACCAGUGGAUAAAAAAAAUGAUGAAUCUUUUCAGUUCACAGGAAGAGGGAUCUUAAAGUAGAAACAGAAGUUAGAUACUGGAGAGGUCUGCUUGCAUGUUUCCUGGCUGAAUUGUGGCCUCGGUUUAUGAAGGAUCAUGUUCAGUUUUCAUAGAAGCAGCCUCUUAAGCUGCUCAAGGAGCUGUACAAUUGUUAAAUAGGACUUUGUGCCUAUUUAAGUGCCCCUUCCAUCAGGCGAUAGCUCACAGGGAGUGUUUGUUCAGGCAAAAACUGGGUAGGUGCAGGGACACAUAGGGAAAAUUUAGUCACUUGACAUGUUAGAUGUUGAAGGGUGAGGCAAAGGGACAUCUCUGCAGAUGAGACAAAUGAAAGCUGACGUAAAAUGUGAAGCUUGAGAACGUUAUUAGGGUUUGGAAACUAAUGUUUCUCUCUUUCUUGUUUGAAAACGUGGUUUAGCAGUUCCUUUGAACAGGCUCAGAUAAAUACAAAUAUGCAGUUAUCUUGGAAGUGUUCUUAUUUUGUCCAACAUUUGUCUUCAAUAAAUAGUGAAAUAGUGCAAAAAAUGAGCAACUGAGCAACUUGCUACUUAAAAGUCUGAUGUCAGGAGUGCAUUAGGGCAUCUCUUAUUAAGCACAGAAGGGUUUAAUUGUAUUAUAAAAACUGUUUACAAGCUUAUAUCAAGUCUUCGAACCUGCAGGAUGCUUGCGGCUGGCAGUAAAGUUUAUAAUUGCUUUUCCUAAUACUGUAUCCAUUUUAAGAGUUCCUAAGUUCAGUCUUCUCCUUGAGCAAAAAGUUUCACGAUUAUUAGAUCUGCGUAAUAUUCAGUCACGUUAAGUAUACCUGAAAGUGCUGCCCUGUGUAAAGGGUGGUUUUGAGAUGUUCUCGCUGUUUCUUAUGUGUUCUUGUUUUCACUUGGGCCUCCUAGGUGCUGUAAAUAAAAGUUUUUAUUUCCUCAGCUGCAACUGAAUUAGUAAUGGAACUGACUAGUAAGAAGUAAAUAAAGCAACAGCCAGUUCUCUAGAAUUUCUUCAUGCGGAAGAAACUACUUUUAACUUCUUCAGCUUCAAAUGUAAGGUGUUAAUCCACAAACUUGGGUUUACUGGUGUGAUUUCAAGAGCGUCACAGGCACACGAUUGUAAUACUUAUAUUGUGAAAGGCUUUAACAGCUCAACUGUUGAUUUGGAACACAGAAUUUAUUUUAUAAAUUACUUCUUUUAAUCCCAACUGUUUUAAUUAGAAUCCAGGACUAAAGCCUGUGGAUUCUGCAGGGCUCCUAAAGAGCCAGUAUGUCUCGCUUGACCAUGGUAGAGUGGAAUCAUUUAUCUUAGAUCAGGAUGAUCUUGAAAACCCCAUGUUGGAAACAGCUUCUAAACUCCUUUUGUCAAGUACUGCCGAUGGUGCUGACCUGAGAACAGUAGAUCCAGAAACCCAGGCAAGAUUAGAAGCUUUACUUGAAGCUGCAGGAAUAGGUAAGCUGUCCACAGCUGAUGGUAAAGCAUUUGCAGAUCCUGAGGUGCUUCGCAGACUGACUUCUUCGGUCAGUUGCGCGUUGGAUGAAGCUGCUGCUGCACUUACCCGGAUGAGAGCAGAAAGCACAGCAAAUGCAGGGCAGACGGACAACCGCAGCUUGGCAGAGGCUUGUUCAGAAGGAGAUGUAAAUGCUGUGCGGAAGUUGCUGAUUGAAGGAAGGAGUGUGAAUGAGCACACAGAAGAAGGGGAGAGCCUCCUCUGCUUGGCCUGCUCAGCAGGGUAUUACGAGCUUGCACAGGUUCUUCUGGCAAUGCAUGCUAAUGUGGAGGACCGUGGUAUUAAAGGAGACAUCACACCUCUCAUGGCUGCUGCUAAUGGUGGACAUGUCAAAAUUGUCAAGUUGCUGCUCGCUCAUGGUGCUGAUGUGAAUGCGCAGUCGUCAACAGGCAAUACAGCUCUUACAUAUGCCUGUGCUGGAGGCUACGUUGAUGUUGUGAAAGUACUGCUGGAAUCUGGUGCCAGUAUCGAGGACCAUAAUGAGAAUGGUCACACUCCUCUGAUGGAAGCAGGAAGUGCUGGCCAUGUGGAAGUGGCCAGAGUGCUGCUGGAAAACGGAGCAGGAAUAAAUACGCAUUCCAAUGAAUUCAAGGAGAGUGCACUUACGCUGGCUUGCUACAAAGGCCAUCUAGAAAUGGUGAGAUUUCUGCUGGAAGCUGGUGCAGACCAGGAACACAAGACAGAUGAAAUGCAUACUGCUCUUAUGGAAGCUUGCAUGGAUGGCCAUGUGGAAGUGGCAAGAUUACUGCUUGACAGUGGAGCUCAGGUGAACAUGCCUGCGGACUCUUUUGAGUCUCCAUUGACUCUGGCAGCCUGUGGCGGGCACGUUGAACUGGCAGCAUUGUUGAUUGAACGUGGAGCUAACUUGGAAGAGGUCAACGAUGAAGGAUACACGCCACUAAUGGAGGCAGCUAGAGAAGGCCAUGAAGAGAUGGUGGCACUGUUACUUGGUCAAGGAGCAAACAUCAAUGCUCAGACAGAGGAGACACAAGAAACCGCAUUAACUCUGGCUUGUUGUGGAGGUUUUCUGGAGGUUGCAGAUUUCCUCAUUAAAGCAGGAGCUGACAUUGAACUCGGUUGUUCUACCCCUUUGAUGGAAGCUGCUCAAGAGGGUCAUUUGGAGCUGGUUAAAUACUUACUAGCUGCAGGGGCUAAUGUGCAUGCAACAACAGCCACAGGGGACACGGCACUGACAUAUGCCUGUGAAAAUGGCCAUACUGAUGUAGCAGAUGUCUUACUGCAGGCAGGUGCAGAUUUGGAGCAUGAAUCAGAAGGUGGAAGAACUCCUCUCAUGAAAGCUGCAAGGGCAGGUCACGUUUGCACUGUUCAGUUCUUGAUUAGCAAAGGAGCAAAUGUGAAUAGGACCACAGCUAACAACGAUCAUACAGUGCUGUCGCUGGCCUGUGCUGGAGGUCAUUUGGCAGUCGUGGAGUUACUGCUAGCUCAUGGUGCUGAUCCUACACACAGAUUGAAGGAUGGCUCAACUAUGUUAAUAGAGGCAGCAAAAGGUGGUCAUACCAGUGUGGUUUGUUACCUUCUCGAUUACCCAAACAACUUGCUUUCUGCUCCUCCGCCUGAUGCUACACAGCUGACCCCACCAUCUCAUGAUUUAAAUAGGGCUCCUCGCGUACCAGUGCAGGCGCUGCCCAUGGUCGUCCCACCCCAGGAGCCUGACAAACCCCCUGCUAAUGUCGCCACAACCCUUCCCAUCAGAAAUAAAGCUGCUUCUAAACAAAAGUCCAGCAGUCAUUUGCCAGCAAACAACCAGGAUGUACAGGGUUACAUCACCAAUCAGUCUCCAGAGAGCAUUGUAGAAGAGGCUCAGGGCAAGUUGACAGAGCUGGAGCAGAGGAUAAAAGAAGCCAUAGAGAAGAACGCUCAGCUGCAGUCCCUGGAAUUGGCACAUGCUGACCAGCUCACCAAAGAGAAGAUUGAGGAGCUGAACAAAACCAGAGAGGAACAAAUUCAGAAGAAGCAAAAGAUUUUGGAGGAACUGCAGAAAGUGGAGCGAGAGUUACAGCUGAAAACUCAGCAGCAGCUCAAAAAGCAGUAUCUAGAGGUAAAAGCGCAAAGAAUUCAGCUCCAGCAACAGCAGCAGCAACAGUCUUGCCAGCAUCUGGGACUACUGACUCCUGUUGGGGUAGGAGAACAACUCUCAGAGGGAGACUAUGCGCGAUUACAGCAAGUGGACCCCAUCUUGCUUAAAGAUGAUCCCCAGCAAGCUGCUGCGCAGACGGGUUUUGCACCAAUUCAGCCUCUGGCGAUGCCACAAGCUUUGCCUCUGGCAGCAGGUUCCUUACCUCCAGGGUCCAUCGCAAAUCUUACAGAACUGCAAGGUGUUAUAGUUGGACAGCCAGUGUUGGGCCAAGCACAACUAGCAGGGCUGGGGCAAGGAAUACUGACAGAAACACAGCAAGGGUUAAUGGUAGCCAGCCCUGCUCAGACGCUCAAUGACACGCUGGAUGACAUCAUGGCAGCAGUGAGCGGAAGAGCAUCUGCAAUGUCAAACACUCCUACCCACAGCAUUGCAACUUCUGUCUCCCAACCUCAGACGCCAACUCCGAGUCCUAUCAUUUCUCCCUCAGCCAUGCUACCAAUCUACCCUGCUAUAGAUAUUGAUGCUCAGACUGAGAGUAAUCAUGACACAGCAUUGACACUUGCUUGUGCUGGUGGCCAUGAAGAGCUAGUACAGACACUGCUAGAGAGAGGAGCUAAUAUUGAACACAGGGACAAGAAAGGGUUUACUCCGCUUAUUUUGGCUGCUACAGCUGGCCAUGUGGGUGUUGUUGAAAUCUUACUGGAUAAUGGAGCUGAUAUUGAAGCCCAGUCUGAGAGAACCAAGGACACUCCCUUGUCUUUGGCUUGUUCAGGAGGGAGACAAGAGGUGGUGGAGUUGCUGCUAGCUCGGGGGGCAAACAAGGAGCACAGGAAUGUUUCUGAUUACACACCUUUAAGCCUCGCCGCGUCGGGUGGCUACGUGAACAUUAUUAAGAUCCUGCUAAAUGCUGGGGCAGAAAUAAAUUCCAGAACUGGUAGUAAAUUGGGCAUUUCUCCCUUGAUGCUGGCGGCCAUGAACGGACACACUGCUGCUGUCAAGCUGUUACUGGACAUGGGCUCUGAUAUAAAUGCCCAGAUAGAGACUAACAGGAACACAGCCCUGACUCUGGCUUGUUUCCAGGGGAGAACUGAAGUGGUUAGCCUGCUGCUUGAUAGAAAAGCUAAUGUGGAACAUAGAGCUAAGACUGGUCUCACACCAUUAAUGGAAGCAGCUUCUGGUGGAUAUGCAGAAGUGGGCAGAGUUCUGCUGGACAAGGGUGCAGAUGUAAAUGCUCCUCCAGUACCUUCUUCAAGAGAUACAGCUUUAACUAUUGCAGCAGACAAAGGGCACUACAAAUUUUGUGAGCUCCUCAUUAGCAGAGGAGCUCACAUCGACGUGCGUAACAAGAAGGGGAACACUCCGCUGUGGCUGGCAGCCAAUGGAGGGCAUCUAGAUGUUGUCCAGCUGCUAGUUCAAGCUGGAGCUGAUGUGGAUGCUGCUGAUAACAGGAAGAUAACUCCUCUCAUGGCAGCCUUUCGAAAGGGUCAUGUGAAAGUGGUGCGCUACCUAGUCAAAGAAGUAAACCAGUUCCCAUCGGACUCGGAAUGCAUGAGAUACAUAGCAACCAUUACUGAUAAGGAGAUGUUGAAGAAGUGCCACCUGUGCAUGGAAUCAAUUGUUCAAGCCAAAGAUAGACAAGCUGCUGAAGCCAACAAAAAUGCAAGCAUUCUUUUGGAGGAACUGGACUUGGAGAAGCUAAGGGAAGAAAGCAGGAGACUGGCUUUGGCUGCUAAAAGGGAGAAAAGGAAGGAGAAAAGGAGGAAGAAAAAAGAAGAGCAGAGGCGAAAACUAGAAGAAAUAGAAGCAAAAAAUAAAGAGAAUUUUGAACUUCAAGCUGCUCAGGAGAAAGAGAAGCUAAAAGCUGAAGAUGAUCCAGAGGUCCCAAUGGAGCCUCCAAGUGCUACCACUACAACCACCAUAGGUAUAUCUGCAACUUGGACAACAUUAGCAGGUUCCCAUGGGAAGAGGAACAAUACCAUCACCACAACAAGCUCCAAAAGGAAAAACAGGAAAAACAAAGUGACUCCUGAUAACGUUCAGAUUAUAUUUGAUGAUCAACUCCCAAUUUCCUAUAGCCAACCAGAAAAAGUCAAUGGUGAAUCCAAGAGCAGUAGUACUAGUGAGAGUGGUGACAGUGACAAUAUGAGGAUCUCCAGCUGUAGCGAUGAAAGCAGCAAUAGCAACAGCAGCCACAAAAGUGACAAUCAUUCUUCCACAGCCGUUACUAACACACAGAGCAACAAAAAGCAACCAUCAGUUCUUGUCACUUGUCCAAAGGAUGAGAGGAAAGCAGUUACUACUGGCAAAUCAUCCAUCAAGUUGCCAGAAGUUAUUAGUGAAGUGGCGAGUAAUUCCUUGUCUACAUGCACAAAGUCUGGUCCUUCUCCCCUUUCUUCUCCAAAUGGCAAGCUCACCAUUGCUAGUCCUAAACGUGGUCAGAAAAGGGAAGAAGGAUGGAAAGAAGUUGUGAGAAGGUCCAAGAAGGUUUCUGUUCCAUCGACUGUAAUUUCCAGAGUCAUUGGCAGAGGAGGGUGUAACAUCAAUGCGAUCCGUGAGUGCACAGGAGCACACAUAGACAUUGACAAACAGAAGGACAAAACUGGAGAUAGAAUAAUAACAAUAAGGGGUGGCACAGAAUCGACAAGACAGGCCACGCAGUUGAUCAACGCUCUGAUUAAGGAUCCAGAUAAAGAAAUCGAUGAACUUAUCCCAAAGAACCGCUUGAAAAGUUCGGCCGCAAACUCCAAAAUGGGGUCGUCGACACCUGCCGCCACUACAGCUGCUAACAGUUCUCUCGUGGGCAUCAAAGUGACCACCGUAGCUGCUUCGUCAACAUCUCAGACUGCCUCCGCACUCACCGUGCCUGCAAUUUCUUCAGCAUCCACUCACAAAACCAUCAAGAACCCGGUGAAUAACGUUCGGCCUGGUUUCCAAGUCUCUCUUCCAUUAGCAUAUCCGCCUCCACAGUUUGCACACGCAUUACUCGCUGCUCAGACUUUCCAGCAAAUCCGUCCACCUCGGUUGCCCAUGACACACUUUGGAGGUACUUUCCCACCAGCUCAGUCCACGUGGGGCCCAUUUCCCGUUAGGCCAUUGAGCCCUGCAAGAGCUACCAACUCACCAAAACCUCACAUGGUGCCUCGCCAUAACAGUCAGAACAGUGGCGGUUCUCAGGUGAAUUCAGCAAGUUCUUUGACAACUAGUCCAACGGCUACAACAAGUUCAGUGGCUUCUACUGUGCCUGGUUCUUCUGCAAACGGCAGCCCAAGUUCACCUUCAGUCAGAAGACAGCUUUUCGUCACGGUGGUGAAGACAUCCAACGCCACAACGACCACGGUGACAACCACAGCAAGCAACACGAGCACAGCGCCUACGAAUGCCACGUAUCCAGUUCCUACUGCCAAAGAACACUACCCUGCAUCUUCCCCCUCAUCUCCUUCUCCUCCUGCGCAGCCAGCAGGUGUUUCCAGAAGCAGUCCUUCCGACUGUGCAGCAACCUCUCCCAACAAAGGUGCACCUUCAUCUGAUCCCGAAGUGGGUAGUCCUCCAGCAGUGGAAACGAGCAGCUCAACCAGCAGUAGGCAGCCCAAUUCCAGUACUGGCAGCUCAUCGGUGCACCCUGCUCAUCAGCAGCCUCCAGGAGCUCCUCUGCCAGAGGCAAGACCCCCUCUUCAGCAACCUCAGGUUCCCACACCAGAUCCUCGCAUGGUUGUGCCUCCGAAUUUAGCAGCGACGAGCUCAUCUGCUCCUGUGGCAGGUCCAGCUAAUUCCCCGAUGACCUAUCCCAUGUCUCAGACAUCAAUAGGGUCUUCUCAGCCUGCAGCUAAGAUGGAAAGCCCAGCUAUCAGGCCACCUGUCCAUGGAACCGGUAAUGUCCAUAAGAAUCCAGCUCCUGUGCAAAGUUCUUCUGUCGCAGUCCUCAACGUUAACCACAUCAAAAGGCCCCACAGUGUUCCUUCGUCGGUGCAGCUCCCUUCUACCUUAAGUACACAAAGUGCUUCUCAGAAUUCAGCCCACCCAGCAAACAAGUCCAUGGGUAACAAUUUCAGUGCUACUCUGCCGUUUGGGCCCUUUAGUACGUUGUUUGAGAACAGCCCGACAUCUGCUCAUGCCUUCUGGGGUGGUUCUGUCGUGUCAUCUCAGACAACACCAGAAUCGAUGCUGUCGGGAAAGUCUUCAUUUUUGCCAAAUUCUGAUCCUUUACAUCAGUCUGAUACUUCCAAAGCCCCAGGUUUUAGGCCACCGUUACAGAGGCCAGCUCCGAGUCCCUCAGGUAUUGUCAGUAUGGAUUCACCCUAUGCUUCUGUAACACCUUCUUCUACCCACCUGGGUAAUUUUGCCUCCAACCUCUCGGGAGGUCAGAUCUACGCGCCUGGGACUCCUCUUGGUGGAGCACCUGCAGCUGCUAAUUUUAACAGACAGCAUUUUUCCCCGCUUAGUUUGUUGCCUCCAUGUUCAUCAGCAUCAAAUGAAUCUCCUGCUCAGUCGGUGUCUUCCGGAGUAAGAGCACCAUCUCCCACCCCUUCAGCAGUACCCUUGGGAUCAGAAAAGCCCAGUAACGUUUCUCAGGACAGAAAAGUUCCUGUUCCAAUUGGGACUGAACGGUCUGCACGUAUUAGGCAAACUGGAACAUCUACUCCGUCUGUUAUCGGGAGCAACUUAGCAGCUCCAGUGGGACAUAGUGGGAUCUGGUCCUUUGAGGGUAUAGGUGGCAAUCAAGACAAAGUGGAUUGGUGUCACAGCGGAAUGGGGAGCCACAUGAUCCACAGGCCCAUGUCUGAUCCCGGGGUGUUCUCACACCAAGCCAUGGAGAGAGACAGCACGGGAAUUGUAACGCCUUCUGGUACAUUCCAUCAGCCCGUUCCUGCAGGAUACAUGGACUUCCCAAAAGUCGGGGGUCUGCCUUUUUCUGUGUAUGGGAAUGCAAUGAUUCCUCCUGUAGCCCCCAUCACAGAUGGUACUGGAGGCCCUAUAUUCAAUGGGCCUCAUGCUGCUGACCCAUCUUGGAACUCGCUGAUAAAGAUGGUUUCAAAUUCCACAGAAAAUAACGGGCCUCAGACGGUGUGGACUGGAACUUGGACACCUCACAUGAACAGUGUGCAUAUGAACCAACUGGGCUGAGUGGGAUCAACUUGCUAGCCUUGCGAUUCCUUUUUGGCAGAGGAAAACACAAGUGGCAGAAACAGUUUAUGUGCUCCCAGAUCAUUCUACUGAUGUGCUUGACUGAAGUGUGUAGGCUUUUUGCAGAAGAACUUACUAACUGACCUUUUUCUGUGAACAUUGUGACCGCCCAUUCCCCACCAUCAUACGUUUCAACUUACUUAGCCUUUAUUCUUUCCUUUCCUUUUUUUUUUGUUUUUGUUUUGUUUUGGGUUCUUUUUUUUUUGGGUUUUCUUUUUUUUGUUUGUUUUUUGACAUAACUUUCUGUUGAAGCUGUUCUUUGGCUGGUUGGUUUUAGUACUGUAAACUGCUUCUGAGCAAACACAGAAAUUUAGCAAAACUUAUGUAAACUUGAUCCUGAAGUUUUAGAAUGGCAAAUAAAUGUACAAUUGUUUACAUAACAAAUGGCUAAGCAGAAAGUAAAUUUCAAUAUGUCAGUAUAGAGGCUCUACUUUAUGUAGACUUAAAUUAAUGUGAGAUAUGUACCUUCAUAUUCAGAAAUCUGGAUGUUUCCUUCAUACAUUAAACUAUUAAUAAGCAUAACUUUUCUACUUGUGUAAUUUAAGUACAUUAUAAAGAAAAAGGGGCAUUCUCUGAGGGCUUUUCCCAUGUGUGUGGUGGAUUCUCUGAGAAGGCAUGCAGCAGUUGGAACCAGAUCUUUUGAGAGUUUCCAUUUUCCUUCUAUGGAAGGCUUUUCAGCAAAAAGCACCCAAGAAAACAGCCUUUUGGCACAUGCAGUCAUUUCCACACUGAACUCCUCCCCUACUUGCCCGGUGAAUGGCAUCAAUGUAUCACACUGCAGCAUCUAUUAAAAGGUAUUCUUGCA